AAAUGCUGAUUUUGAAAAGGAGCAACAAAAUGAUAUCGUCUUCACAGCAGAUGAAAGACCACAUCCUGUUUGCCAGUAAGCGAGCAUAUCUUUUGAAGACGGCCCUCGAACUGCGACAACUUAAUCGUUAUUCACUUUCAAGCAAUGAGAAGCUUUUACAAUGAUGACCUCUUCAAGAGUUUUUGAAGAAUAUACUAUGGACCAACAGAUUACACAAGACAAUCCAGAGAGUAAAAUUCGGGUACAGCUCACCCCAGUUGUUCUCCCCAUUCAAAAGCCUUUACAAAAUUUUGUUAUUUUAUUGGGGACCAUUGAGAUUUUAUCUGGGAUGGCAAUCAAUGGAUGUGGAGGAAUUUUGACAAUGAAUCCUCGGUCAUAUUCUAUUACUCUCAGAGUGGCUUUCUUAUCAGGAAUCCAGUUUAUGAUCUCUGGAACGUUGACUCUCCUCCUGCAGUGGUUUUCAAGCAUUUCAUUGCUGAACUUGAUAAUGAACAGUGGAAGUCUGAUGUUUGCUUUCAUUGGAAUAAUUGUUUAUUCAUUGCAAUUAUCUAGGAUGUUGGAAUUUGACCCUUUGGUCAGGGGAACCGAAGCCUAUUCUAACAGCACUGAGAGUACAGUGGAUAAUGAAAGGAGUGCUGUCACAAGGCACGCUGAUAUUGACAAUAAACCGCAUGAGGAUAAUAUUAACAAUUUCAUGUUGUUGUUGCUAAGUCUUACUCUCUUGGAAGUGUGUUGCUUGGUUCCAUUUAUAUGGCGGCGAGUCAAGGCCCGUUACUUACACAGCACCUCACACUGAUUGCAAUCUUGGAGCGACCACUUGGAGCCUGAGAUAUUGUUCUGUAAUCCUGCUUUUCAGCUGUCUUGCUUUUGUCUUUCCAAUCUCCACUGUGCUCCAAUUUUAUUUUAUUUUUCCUGCUAAGAAGGACACUUUGUAAAAAUGUGCUGAAUUAUGAAUGUACAGUAACAGCUCGUCCAAAGGUUCAGGAGGGUGCCAAGGGUGAAAUUAGGGAGCAUGAUGUCAGAGUGCAGGAUAUAGGUUCAUAACUAGUGAUGAGUAAAAACAGGGAAGUUUCAGUUCACAUACAGUUUGGUGAAACUCUAACUAUAAUCUGCACCACUUGCAAUUUCAUAAUUGUGAAACGUGAAAGUCAUGGUAUACAUUUUUGUCGUGGUUUAAAGGUGUUUUUGCUGAUAAUAAACAAGGAAUA
Molecule: messenger RNA, 1208 nt
Organism: Polypterus senegalus (gray bichir)
Lineage: Eukaryota; Metazoa; Chordata; Cladistia; Polypteriformes; Polypteridae
Exons: 8
Coding region: 161-796 (211 amino acids)
Cellular component (GO): membrane
Source: RefSeq, a predicted model, not a curated record